AUGGAAAAUGGACCCUUCUCCAGUCUAAGCUCAUCCACCGGCAUCCAACAGAGUUCACACCACUACCUACCAUUGUUGAUGACCAACGGCAAAGCCAUGUCAGGAUCUGUCUUCUCGCUCAUAGGAGCCGACCCUGUUGUCACAUCCAGGGAAUCAACCCACGGGGUCAACGGGACAAACGGGACAAAUGGAAUUCGCAAGGAUCCUCGCUUCAUCCCCUCCUCGCCAUCGCCCUCCACAACGACAUCGGCUUCUACUGACGCCAAGACUGCCAACACCGUCACCACUACUAUGUCUACGACACCGUCUGAGCAAGGAGGACAGCGCUCAACACUAUCUCAGCAGGAUACUACUAUGUCGUCUCCAAAACACAAUAUACCCACCGACAAUACAUCGGCAAAAUCCGGCUCCACCACCUCAACUACUGUGCUUGCCACGAAACCUGCCUCGUCUGUCACGCCUUCAACACCCAAAGCAUCAAGCUCAACAAAAAGCGACGCCUCCAACCCCAAGUCUUCGUUCGCAACAGGCGCAGCAAGAACAGCGGCAGGUACAGCGUCAAUAUCAGCGCCUACCGAUCUUACUGAUGGAGCGCUGAGCGAUUUUGAAGGGUCCGAUUUGUCGGAUCUAAGUAGCGCAUCGAGUGCCAGCGGGAGCGAUCACGACUCUGAAGGCGAUAAGGAUGACGGCCAAAAUGGCGAGGACGGUUCAAGUCUGGAUGAGGCUGCAAGCGACGACAGCAAAGUGGACAAGGAUCAAGGCGAUUCCGGAUUAGACGACUCUUCCAACUCGGAUGACUCUGACUCUCAGCCUAUCUUGGCGUCGAAAAAAAGGACUGUUGCCAAGAAGUCUGCCCGCCCACGGAUACAGUCUGACAGCUCUGAUGGCGAACAGGAUCUAGGAAUCUCCAAACGUGGACCAGGUCGGCCACCUAAAGCCAAGAAGCCAGUCAAGUCUAGGAGUCUUCGAUCACCAUCCUCACCUGCCUCUCCGACAUUCGCCUCCCAUACCCAAGCCAAGAAGAAUGGAGGCGUGCCAUCGGAGGGAUCUGCCACAAAAGAGUCUGGCUCACAGACCAACAACGAGACCCAAGCACGGAAAAAGACCAAGCAGCCUGACCUUGCCCAUAUCGACAAGCGCGAUCGUUCAGGACGGACGCAGCUCUUCAAGUAUACUGCGAUGGGCGAUCUGGAGGCAUGCCGCAUGUUGAUUGAAGCAGGAGCACAGGUCAACGAUCGGGAUUAUGCGGAAUGGACGCCGCUGCACGAGGCCUGCGUCACUGGGCACGACAAGGUUGCCGAGCUCCUGAUCCAACACGGCGCGGACGUUAACGCUCGAGGAGGGCAUGCAGAUACCCCACUUCACGAUGCUGCUCAAAAUGGACACGUUGAUGUCGUCAAGCUGUUGCUGUCGCGCGGGGCUAAUGUGUUGGCCAAGAACGCCAAGGGCAUCAUUCCGAUCGAUGUGAGUGAUGACAAGGAGGUGAUGGAUCUCCUUCAACGGCGACAAGCUCUUGUCAAUAUGCUGACGGGGAAGAAUCAAGCCGGCCAGACGAUGCUCCACCGCGCUUGCAGCUCAGGGUCCUACAACAACGUCACGGACUUGCUCAACCAGGGCGCCGACAUUAAUGCACAGGACAAUGCGCAGUGGACGCCUUUGCACGAGGCUGCUCUUGCAGGUCACACCGAGGUGGUCGAGUUAUUAUUGUCGAGGGGAGCUCAACCGAACGCCAAGGGACACGGGAACGACACAGCUUUGCACGAUGCCUCCCAAAACGAGCACGAGGACGUUGUGAAGAUCCUUCUGGAAUAUGGCGCCGAUCCUGAUUUCAAGAACUCGAAGGGAGAGAAGCCAUGCGAUGUUUGCGAGCAUGACGGGAUCUUGGAGCUGCUCAAGACUGGGGCCAGGAACACCAAGAAGGCUGUCAUUCAGGCUGUCGAUUCGCCACUUUUUAGAUCACCCAGUUCGUCUGUCGUACCCCAACCAUCCAAGAGCGGCGCCAACGGAUUUCAGUCUCAGUCGUCUACCAAGGGUCAGGAUAAAUUCAAGAAACAUAAAGAGGGCAGCGCAGAUGUCAACAUGAGCGAUGAUGGACGGAGCGCCAGCGAGGAACGGCCGACCCAGAUGUCCAGAGACGAGCGCAAGAUGCAGCAGCUGUUGUCGACGAUCCGGAUGCAGGAACAGAUGGAGGAGAGGAAAAAGGCCAAGAAGAGGCGGCCGAAGCAGGCAUCGGAGGAUGAAGGUGACGACGAGGAGGAUUCGAAGCCACUUCGUUCUCGCUCAAAGGACACCACCCCAACACCACCGUCGACCUGGAAACACUCUCACACUAGCAACAGCAACAACAACCCGAGCAGUAGCAGCAUUAAUCAGCACGCCAAGUCAUCUCAGGGCAGGUCUUUGACGAGAGUUGGUAAGAACGGUUCAAGAACACGCUCAACUCGGUCUGAGGACAGGAACGACUCUGAUUCUUGUCCCGAUGUGUCGAUACAUUCCAAGCGAUCCUUCCAGAGGUCAACAGGAGAUCGGAUCCGGAUAGACCAUCGCUACAAGGACUCGUCUGGUCGGACACAGUUGCAUCAAUGGGCCGAGGCUGGAGAUAUCGAGAUGGUUGGCAACCUCUUGGAGGGUGGUGCUGAGCGGGAUCCCAAGGACCAUGACGGAUCAACGCCCUUGCACCUGGCCGCCAAGGCAGGCAACACAGAGGUACUUGUCUUGCUUCUCGCCUAUGGAAGCAACGUCAAUGCACAAGAUCAGGAAAAGACAACAGCGCUGCAUGAAGCUGUGCGUUGCCACCACCUAGAGGCUGUCAGGCUGUUGUUGCAGAACAAUGCCGUUGUGACUCUACGCGACUCGAUGAAGCGGACCUGCCUUGACCUGAGUUCUUCCAAGGACUCGGAGAUUCGGACACUGUUGAAGACAUCUCUGGACCAAUCUGAAGCCAAGGCCAAGGAACGGAGCAACAAGCGGCUAUCCCAGUCUAUAGAUUCACGAGGAUCUCCGAAGCUCAAGGAACGCAAGACUCACCGUAGCAGUGACAGCGAUGAACCUACAAAGGCCAAGAAGCGUAGUUCUGGCAGGCGGGAGGGAGACGAAAUGAAGAAGCAGCAUGCCAGGAAUGGAUCUAGCACCGGUCAUCAAAAGUCGAGUAGUAUGACCGCCAUUUCUGUCUCUCACCCUAAGAAGCUGUCCUCCAGCUCCACCGCGCCCACUACGUCGGCGCCCACUCCCACAGCUCCAUGGAAAAACAGCUCUGAUAUGGAAGACGUCGAGACUACGGUGCCUCUCAAGAAGCGACAACCUUCAUCCCAACGGUCGAUCUCUUCGGGAUCUUCGACGCUUCAGCCCACCGAGGAAAAACCUGAGACUCGGACCUCCUCAGGGUCCAGCAAGAAGCGGAGAGAGACCGAUCGUCAUGGUGAUGGAUAUAGCGGCAAGGUCAAGAUCAAGAAGGAGCGCGAGGACGAUGCACAGAUCUUCAGGUCCCCAGGACUGAUGUCAAAACCAGAUGAACUUCGGAGAGUUGCGUCCACACCUUCGUUCUCUAAAGACGGUAUCAACGGCAAGCAAAGCCGGUACGGAUCUGCAAAACCACCGACGUCGUUGUCGACUUCCAGACCCAGUUCAGUAUUUGGGAUGCCAUUGGGAUCUUCGGUUGCUUCGAUCUCGCCGCCUUUGACCGAGACGUCCACAUCGCCACCUCCACCAACAUCCUCAGCCUCGCUUGCAUCCCAGGAUUCAGAGACGCAGCGGAGUCGGAAACGGAGCAGCCAGACCUUUUCCUCGCCGAGUGGCUACCUCAAGUUUCAGGAUGAUCUGAAGCAAGCCACAGCAACGAAGUCGCAGCAUCAACAUCAGCGGCAACGGAGCUCUGUAUCAGUAUCAGCACCGACAUCUGGAUCUCGCCCUGCAGGAGUCGUCGAAACUUCUUCAUUGUCAUCCUCAGCAGCGGCAGUGUCGGCUGAUGUGGAUGUCUCACGGAAAAAGGCCAAGACAUCGACCACCGACUCUAUUUCAGAGCCUAUGAGCAGCAAUCAGCCUGCAGCAGCAACAUUAUUAUCUUCUGCACCUUCAACUGGAACGACGAAAACUAUCGUACCAGAUGCACCAAUGACCCAGGCAGUAGCAGCAGGACCCGCUACCAAUGCAUUAAUCUCAACACCACCUCUCAGCAACUCAUCGACCAAGGAGCGGGCUUUUAGUGUCGCGGAGGAGCCUGUCAAGAAUCUCAAGGUCGAGGAGGCUGUCGAUAUGGUGGUGAAGGCGGAGAGCCCACCCCCUCCGCCACGGUCUGCUCAGGACGCUCAGCGGUAUUUGCCCCUGUACACUGUUCAAUUUUCGAACGAGGCCGACCAAGUGGAUCCAACAGCAUCAGCAAUAGCAGGACCAGGACUGAACGACUCUGAUCCAUCCCAACAGCAUUUUUGUGUGGUGGAUCGGCAGGUUCAAUUGUUGCUUGGGCUGGGGCUGACUGGAUCCGGCUCGCUCUACUCUCGGUAUCCUCACCUUCACCGACGCCUGGUCACUGCGCGGGAGAAGGAUCGUCUCUGGUCACCGCUGUCGUCGAUGGUCUCUGAUCGAUGUGCGGCGGCUGUCAAGCUGAACUACGAGGUGCUGCCGGUGGAGUGCCAGUUCUCGUCAUGGAGCACGGCCACGACGGCGAUGUCGCGGUUGAAGGAACACGAGAAACAAAAGUUCCUGGGAUGCGACCUGUACUUUAUUCGGCUGGACGAAGUCACUGAGCUGAUUCAACGGGACUUUCCGCAGUUGGACGACAGUAUGAUGACAAUCACGUUGGAUAUCGGGUACGAUGAGGAGUUUGAUAUGGAGACAGACGCGGAUCAGGACUUAGAUCUGGAUCUGGACAAGGUCAAGAUGGAGGACGAGGCCUUGAAGACUGUCAAGGAGGAGGUUGUCGAGGAGACUGUCCACUUGUCGACCUCGUCGUCGUCGUCAAUGUCAACCACCACGUCUCUGACUUCGCUGGCUACCUCUGUGUCGUCCUCGUCACUUUCACACCUAGCUUCACAAGGAGAAAGUCUCUCAGCUGCUACGAGUACCUCGUCUGGCGCGAGUGGGUUCAUCCACAAGCUGAGACGUGUCCCAGCCAAGAUGGCGACCAAGGCCAUGUUCAAGGGCCUCCAGCAGCAAUACCAUCGACACCCUUAG
Messenger RNA from Linnemannia hyalina, 5169 nucleotides. The record is from the annotation of a GenBank genome assembly. NCBI's taxonomy places the organism in Eukaryota, Fungi, Mortierellomycota, Mortierellomycetes, Mortierellales, Mortierellaceae.